AUGCAGGGAAACUCACGAAAGCAUGUGAAAAUAGAUAACACCAGCAACCAGCCCAUUAAAACAGAGAUGGGGAAUGAAUCAUAUGCAAUGAAAGGAGGAGAGGGUCCUCACAGCUAUGCUCAAAACUCCUACUUUCAGGACCAGGAGGCAAUAGCCAAAAGCUUUUAUCCCAGAGCCUAUGAUGCACACACAAGCUCAAUUUGUUUAGCAGACAUGGGUUGCUCUACAGGACCAAAUACAUUUCUUGCCAUGCAAAUUAUAAUAGAUGCAAUAGAGCACCAAUUUCAAUCACAUGGUCUUGCUGCUCAAAGUUCAAAACUCCAAUUUUUCUUUAAUGACCAAGCCACAAAGGAUUUCAACACAGUCUUCAAAAAUCUUCCACCGAAUAGGAAGUAUUUUGCAGUUGGUGUGCCUGGCUCUUUUCGUGGACGCUUAUUUCCAAAGGAAACACUUCAUAUGGUCCAUUCUUCUUCAUCUCUAUGCUGGCUCUCUACAGUGCCCAAAGAAAUUACAGAUAGAACUUAUAGUGCAUGGAACAAAGGGAGGAUUCAUUGUACAAAUGCUCCCAAGGAGGUUGCAGAAGCCUAUGCAACCCAGUAUAAAAUGGACUUGGAAAAUUUCCUCAAUGCUAGAACACAAGAACUUGUGGAAAAUGGACUAAUGAUAUUUCAAAUUCUUGUAGUACCAGACGUGGUUCUUGAUUCAGAAGUAAACCCUAAAAGAGCUUUCGAACUUUUGGGAUCUUGCCUGGUGGACAUAACCAAAGGGGUAAGAAACCUAUUGGCUUUUUCUGUCUUAAAUAGGGACAGAUUGGUGAAGAAAAAGUGGCCGGACUCUUUCAAUGUGCCUUUCUUUUACUCAACUGCUAAGAAUGUGAAGGCAAUUCUAGAAACAAAUGGUAGUUUCUGUAUAGAGUGGAUGGAAACAUUAGAUAUCAAAGAUAUUUUUGCAUUCCCAAGUGCACAUAUUUUUGUUUCCACGAACAGAGCAGCGCUGGAAGAGUUAAUUGAGAAGCAUUUUGGUGGAGGAAUUAUGGAAGAGGUUUAUGAUCGCUGCACUAAGAAAGUUAAGGAAUUUCCAUAUAUCAUGAAUUCGAAGAAUCUAAAAAUAAUCAUGAUGUAUGCUAUUCUCAAGCCCAAGUCAAAAGCAUAG
Messenger RNA from Gastrolobium bilobum, 1152 nucleotides. Its product is annotated as loganic acid O-methyltransferase-like. The record is from RefSeq and is a predicted model, not a curated record. NCBI's taxonomy places the organism in Eukaryota, Viridiplantae, Streptophyta, Magnoliopsida, Fabales, Fabaceae. The transcript has 4 exons. Bases 1 to 1152 code for a protein of 383 amino acids. Gene Ontology annotation, biological process: methylation. Gene Ontology annotation, molecular function: S-adenosylmethionine-dependent methyltransferase activity.